GACUAGCACUCAUCUCAUAAAGGGAGAAUUCCCCCACAGAAUUUCUCACACCCUCGCUCGCAAGCUUCACCAUUGCUGUCCAGCUUCGCUUGACGUGUUGAGCUCAACCUCAGGCAGGAAGACGGUACGAAUACGGUUGGUUGCGCGCGACCAAGUCAGGGCAACCUUACCGAGACCGGGGACCUCGGCGCCUGUCCAUCACGAUCCACGGGAAAAAAAGUAAACGGCCCCGCUGCCUGCGGUAUCCGCCUAACAUCCACGGAUGACCUAGUUUGACCAGGAGCUCGAAGCCUCAUCGCUCGCAAUCCGUAUAGUGUGACACCCCCGAGCUUCGUUCCUGCCGCCGUCACCAGUGGCACUGAGCCCGCGGCCCCGACCUGCAGACUACCAACGCACACACGAACCACUGCACUCCGCCAAUCGCAUGCCAACGACAUCGCACCGCACCCCGAUACCGCUCGCCUGCCACAAUCCAGCAUGAGCUGGCUCCUCUACCUCUCCGCCGCCCCCAUUGCGACCAUCAUGCUGCUGCGCGCCCUUGCCCUCGUGCUGCCCGGCCGUCUGGGCCAGCAGGCCAGCUUCGUCGCGUUCAGCAUCACCGCAUUCCUGAUGCUAAUCGUGUGCGCGAGCUACGGUGUCUUUGCGUCUAUUUUCCUGCGAGCGGUCGGCUAUGGCGGGCGCAGCCAGUGGACUGUGGGGAGAGCGUUCAAGUGGACCAUGUGGCUGAGCACGGGCAUUACGUUCCGCGUCGACGAGGUAGGUGGGCGCGAGGAGGGAGGGAGGAGGGGCGGGAAGGAGGCGCUGGAGACACGGCCGGCGGUGUUUGUGGGCAACCACCAAACCGAGCUCGACGUCCUCAUGCUCGGCUGCAUGUUCCCGCCCUACUGCUCCGUCACUGCCAAGGCCUCGCUGAAAUACGCCCCCUUCUUGGGGCAGUUCAUGUCGCUCAGCAAAACCGUCUUCAUCGACCGCGCCAACCGCGCCACUGCUCGCGCAGCCUUCGACGGCGCCGCAAAAACAAUGCGCAACGAUCGCCAGUCCGUCUUCAUCUUCCCCGAAGGCACGCGCAGCUACGCGUCAGAGCCCACCCUCCUGCCCUUCAAGAAGGGCGCGUUCCACCUCGCCGUCCAGGCCCAGGUCCCCAUUGUCCCCGUCGUGUGCGCGAAUUACAGUCAUGUGCUCGAUAUGAAGAGGAAGCUUGUCAGGCCGGGCGUCGUCGAUGUUACCAUCUUGCCUGCGAUUCCAACUAAGGGGUAUACCGCGGCAGAUGUGGACAGCUUGGUUGAGAGGACACAGAAUGCGAUGAUGGAUGAGCUAGUCAGGCUGGCCCAUGUUAGUGGUGCAAAGGAGGGAAAUGGCGUGCCGGCGGCGACUGGAGUCGAGGGGGCAAGGAAAGAGCUGAGGCAGAGGAAUUAGAGAGCCCAUCUACGCGAUUCGAGGACUGAAUGGAGCACGACGAGAGCAUAGCUAUACGUGGAGAAUACAGGCUCCGCAUGUAUGGAGUUGGCAGGAACAGACGAUUCGUGGCGAAACGAGACGAACGAUAUACCAAACUAGACAAACUUCAAUACACAACUUCAUACGUACACUUUGCCAA
Messenger RNA from Didymella exigua CBS 183.55, 1597 nucleotides. Its product is annotated as acyltransferase-domain-containing protein. Lineage: Eukaryota; Fungi; Ascomycota; Dothideomycetes; Pleosporales; Didymellaceae. Gene Ontology annotation, biological process: phosphatidic acid biosynthetic process. Gene Ontology annotation, cellular component: endoplasmic reticulum; membrane. Gene Ontology annotation, molecular function: 1-acylglycerol-3-phosphate O-acyltransferase activity. The transcript has 2 exons. The record is from RefSeq and is a predicted model, not a curated record. The coding region runs from base 478 to 1416 and encodes 312 amino acids.